Molecule: messenger RNA, 1059 nt
Organism: Cladophialophora yegresii CBS 114405
Lineage: Eukaryota; Fungi; Ascomycota; Eurotiomycetes; Chaetothyriales; Herpotrichiellaceae
Exons: 2
Coding region: 1-1059 (352 amino acids)
Biological process (GO): regulation of DNA-templated transcription
Molecular function (GO): zinc ion binding; DNA-binding transcription factor activity, RNA polymerase II-specific
Source: RefSeq, a predicted model, not a curated record
AUGGACAGUAUUUCUGGUGGCGGCGAUCCUCGACAAACCGGCCAACAUGUCGUGCCGUUGCCUCAUGACACGGCACCUGGUGACACCAAGGAGAGCGCCCGUGGCCUCAAAGUCAGAUCCCGACAAGGGAAGAAGCGCAUCAAAUGCGACCAGGUCUGGCCCGUGUGCCAGAAAUGCAAGGCCGCCGCACGGGUGUGUCAUGGCUACGGCGUCUGGGGCGGAGGAGGUAAACCUUAUGGUCCGGACGGCCACCGUUCGAAGACUAUACGUCCCGCCGCUUGGGUUAGUUUAAUGCAUCAGUUCGGCGGCACUGGCAUGACAGCCGAGCAGCACCUGUCGCUCGAGAUGCUCCGGCUCAAAAUAGGCGUCAAACUCUCGGGCGUCUUCGACUCCGAGGUCUGGGACAGGCUCAUGCUGCAGGCCAGCGCCACCGAGCCAGCCAUCCUACAUGCUGUUGCGGCGACUGGGUCUACCUAUCGGAGCGAUCGUCUUGCGAGGGGCGAGUACGUCUCGAUCGACGGGAUGGACAGCGAAGGCAUCCGUGCAUUGGUCGAGUAUAACUUCGCGAUUCGGUGUCUGACAGUCCAUCUGAGCCGCACUGUUACGGACAUAUGCUCCCUCCGCGUGGCGCUGAUCACCUGCAUGUUGUUCAUCUGCUUCGAGUAUCUUCGCCGCAACCUGCGCACGGGGGAUACACAUCUGGUCAACGGCCUACGACUUCUCCGCGACAUUCAAGCCCGGCGAGGACGAAGUGCUGUGGCUGUCGGAAACGCACCGAAUUGCAUGGACGACAAUCUCGUCGAGACCUUCGCGCGGCUGAACCUCCAGUGCGCCUUGUUUGGCAUGCAUUUGCUGCAUGCGCAGAUUCCGCGACGGUCGCGCCCAGAAUCUUUGUGCGCUUUCGAGAUCCUCUUCAUGUUCGAGUCGGUACAGCAGGCGAGACGCCAGCUCGACGAACUCCUCGCCGGGACAUAUCAUUUACUCCAGCAAUGUUGCCUGAGCGAGCGAGGGCACAGCUACAGCAGGAACGAACCUAGGCAGCCUGACCUCGACGCCUAG